AUGAGCCCGCUCAGAGUAAUUGUUCUUAUUGUUAUCGGCUUUAUACUCCUUUCAUCAGUCACUGCUCUCAAAGCUUGUUCCAAAAAUGCCAACUUGUGGAAAAGCAUUCAAUACCAGCUUAAGUUAGCUGAGACUACAGAAGGGCGAUGUGAUUGUGAUGCAAAAGAAUUACAUGGCCAUAAAACGGUCGGUUUUCUGGCUAAAUCUUCCAAAGAUAAAAGUAAUGUGAACACUGGAUCCACAGUUAUAUAUGAUGAGGUUGUCACCAACACCGGUUCUGGAUACGAUGCUUCCACUGGACAGUUUGUGGCACCUUACGAAGGUCUUUAUUAUUUCACAUGGACAACGCUAUCUCGAGUUUCGAACCUUUUCUUAACUGAGAUUUUGCACAAUGACAACAAAAUUGCUUCUAACUAUCCUGAUGGAAGAGGAUUAUCUAGUGGACAUGUGUCAGCCACACAAAGUGUUCUGCUACAGCUUGCAGCAAAAGACAAGGUCUGCAUUAAAACUCAAAUCACAGGACAGUUUAUGUUUGGAAGUGUAUGGUCGACCUUCAGUGGUUUCAAAAUUUAA
Messenger RNA from Mytilus trossulus (common blue mussel), 573 nucleotides. RefSeq names its product cerebellin-3-like. The transcript is spliced from 3 exons. Gene Ontology annotation, molecular function: protein binding. The record is from RefSeq and is a predicted model, not a curated record. Bases 1 to 573 code for a protein of 190 amino acids. Lineage: Eukaryota; Metazoa; Mollusca; Bivalvia; Mytilida; Mytilidae.